This is a messenger RNA of Mus caroli (Ryukyu mouse), 1143 nucleotides long. RefSeq names its product mitochondrial ribosomal protein L24 (gene Mrpl24). Gene Ontology annotation, cellular component: ribosome. Lineage: Eukaryota; Metazoa; Chordata; Mammalia; Rodentia; Muridae. The record is from RefSeq and is a predicted model, not a curated record. Gene Ontology annotation, biological process: translation. Gene Ontology annotation, molecular function: RNA binding; structural constituent of ribosome.
CUAAAUUUCCUGUUUCCUGCCCAUUUUGUAGCAACGGACUAGAGUUCCCAGACGCUGGGAGGCUCGCUUCGGUUUUGUUUUGUUUUGAGCCUUCCUUUCCGCAAUUAGACUACAUCUCCCAAAAAUCCGCUGGCAAAGUUUUUGAGUGUUUCCCUGGUGAGAUUUCUCGAAUCUAGCUAUGCGGCUCUCAGCCCUGCUGGCCUUGGCAUCCAAAGCCACUCUCUCCCCCUUCUACCGCUAUGGAAUGAGCCGUCCAGGUUCCAUAGCAGACAAAAGGAAGAAUCCUCCAUGGAGCAGGCGGCGCCCAGUAGUGGUAGAGCCCAUCUCUGAUGAAGACUGGCACCUAUUCUGUGGAGACAUGGUAGAAAUCUUAGAAGGCAAGGAUGCUGGGAAGCAAGGCAAAGUAGUCCAAGUUGUUCGGCAGCGAAACUGGGUUGUCCUGGAGGGGUUGAACACGCAUUACCGCUACAUUGGCAGAACCAAGGACCACCGAGGGACCAUGAUCGCUAGUGAAGCUCCCUUGCUUCAUCACCAGGUCAAGCUAGUGGAUCCUGUGGACAGGAAACCCACUGAGAUCCAGUGGAGAUUUACUGAGGCAGGAGAACGUGUUCGAGUCUCUACAAGAUCUGGGAGAAUUAUCNCCAAACCUGAAUUUCCUAGAGCAGAUGGCAUUGUCCCUGAAACAUGGACUGAUGGCCCCAAGGACACAUCAGUGGAAGAUGCUCUUGAAAGAACUUAUGUGCCCCGACUAAAGACAUUAGAAGAAGAUGUGAUGGAGGCCAUGGGGAUCCAGGAGACUCGAAGAUUCAAGAAAGUUUAUUGGUAUUGAGCCUCAGAGUGCUGCUUCUGCCUGUCCAGUUUUCACCUUGACGGUAGAGGCCUUUUUUCUAAAACACCAAUAAAGAGCCUUGAGAGCAGCCGCUGUCCACACCACCCCUCUGCCUCUCCCAAGUGCUUGCAUUUUGGGGAGCUCAGGCACAGUGCAGCUUUUCUUCUUGUCAGGAUAGACUGGGUAGGUGCUAGCCUUCCCAGGGACAGGUCCUGAUGUUUGGGGAUGGGAGCAAGAAGGCCCCUCUGUUCUUUUCCCUAUUUACAGAAAUAGGAGUUUUAAGAAAUAAAAAUUACAUGGUAUUUAUAGAAAAA